AUGGAGGAAAAUGGAAGUAUGAGUGAAAGUAACAUGCCAAAAGACUACAAAAGUGGAGGGAAAGCAACAAAUAAAACCAUUAAUAUCAAAGACAGGAAAGCUCCGGUAGAUUCUUGCUUGGAAAGUAGCAGUGGUCAAGCAAAAUUUUGUGAUGGAGGAGAUUUGCUUGGUGAGUUUCCAUGGCCUCCCAGAUCUUACACGUGUACUUUCUGUAAGAGAAAGUUCCGAUCUGCUCAAGCACUUGGUGGUCACAUGAACGUUCAUAGGAGGGAAAAAGCGAGGCUUAGACAAACAACACCCCCAAAGUAUCUUGGUUUUCUUCCUGCACACCUAAACCAUGAUCGCAACCCUAACCCUAACCCUAACAUGAUCUCAACGACUUUUGCAUUAAAGACAUCAUCGUUUCCAUCAAUGCUCCGAUCCCCUUCUUCAGUACAAACUUAUUCGUCUUCUCUUGCAUUCUCUGCUCCUAGGUUUAAUAAACUAUGUCCUUCAGCAAAAGCAAAUUUCACUGCCAUGAGAUCGCAAAAAUCCGACCUAACAGUUGAUGGCUUUUAUGAUUUUUCUCAUGAAGAAGAGAGUCUGAUUGUCAAGAAGCCAGAGAAUGGUUCGUUUGUAGACUCAAAGUUUGAUGAUUUAGAUUUGGAACUUCGACUUGGGUAUUCUUAG
Messenger RNA from Lactuca virosa, 669 nucleotides. The record is from the annotation of a GenBank genome assembly. NCBI's taxonomy places the organism in Eukaryota, Viridiplantae, Streptophyta, Magnoliopsida, Asterales, Asteraceae.